This is a messenger RNA of Chelonus insularis, 498 nucleotides long. Its product is annotated as cysteine-rich PDZ-binding protein. Bases 154 to 456 code for a protein of 100 amino acids. The transcript is spliced from 2 exons. Gene Ontology annotation, molecular function: microtubule binding; PDZ domain binding. The record is from RefSeq and is a predicted model, not a curated record. Gene Ontology annotation, biological process: cytoplasmic microtubule organization. Gene Ontology annotation, cellular component: dendrite. NCBI's taxonomy places the organism in Eukaryota, Metazoa, Arthropoda, Insecta, Hymenoptera, Braconidae.
AAUUCAUGCCGACAGAGGGCUUUGGCAAUGACGUUUAUCCAUAACCUCGGAAUGUAAACACUGUCAACUUCUAAAAAUAAAUAAAUAUAAUAUUUUUGUUCAUUAAAGAAUAAAUAUUAUUAAUAUUUAAUUAAAACUUUAAGAUAAUUGAAAAUGGUGUGCGAGAAGUGUGAGAAAAAACUAGGCCGUGUAAUUACGCCAGAUCCUUGGAAAUCAGGAGCUCGGAACACAGUAGAAAGUGGAGGUCGCAAAGUUGGAGAAAACAAGGCUUUGUCUGCUAGUAAAGCACGAUUCAACCCAUAUACGGCAAAAUUUGAGACCUGCAAAAUAUGCCGACAAAAAGUUCAUCAAGUUGGAUCGCAUUAUUGUCAAGCCUGUGCCUACAAAAAAGCCAUCUGUGCUAUGUGUGGUAAAAAGCUCAUGAGUACAAAGAAUUACAAACAAUCUGCUACAUAAACUUUUGUUGUCGUGUAUAAUAAAAUGUUUUUUAUUUUUAAA